This is a messenger RNA of Balearica regulorum gibbericeps (East African grey crowned-crane), 1456 nucleotides long. Lineage: Eukaryota; Metazoa; Chordata; Aves; Gruiformes; Gruidae. The record is from RefSeq and is a predicted model, not a curated record.
GUCUGUGAAAACUUGCGGAAAUUGGAGGUCACAGGAGUGUCCUGUCGAGAUGUUUAUGCCAAACGUAUAAACCCACGAGUGAAGUCGGGGCGUUUUAUGAAAAUCCUUCCCGACUACGAGCACAUGGAGUACAGAGAUGUUUACACCUGCCUGCUGCACCGAUACCGACACAUCCUGGGAUUAUGGCAGCCGGACAUCGGGCCCUAUGGGGGACUGCUGAACGUGGUGGUAGAUGGUUUGUUCAUCAUUGGGUGGAUGUACUUGCCACCUCAUGACCCUCAUGUUGAUGAUCCCAUGAGAUUCAAACCUCUCUUCAGGAUUCACCUCAUGGAGAGGAAAUGUGCAACGGUUGAGUGUAUGUAUGGUCAUAAGGGACCUCAUAACGGCCAUAUCCAGAUUUUAAAGAAGGAUGAGUUCUCCACAAAAUGCAACCAGACAGAUCACCAUCGGAUGUCAGGGGGAAGGCAAGAGGAAUUCCGGACUUGGCUAAGGGAAGAGUGGGGUCGGACUCUGGAAGACAUCUUCCAUGAACACAUGCAAGAGCUCAUCUUGAUGAAGUUCAUCUACACCAGCCAAUAUGACAACUGCUUGACAUACCGACGCAUCUACCUCCCUCCUAGCAGCCUUGACGACCUCAUAAAGCCAGGUCUCUUCAAAGGAACAUACGGGAGCCAUGGGCUGGAGAUUGUCAUGUUGAGCUUUCACGGAAAGAAAGCGAAGGGGACUAAAAUCACCGGAGAUCCCAACAUCCCAGCUGGGCAGCAGACUGUGGAGAUCGACCUGGCACAUCCUCUGCAGCUACCUGACGUUGAGAACCUUCGCGAUUUCAGUGAGCUCUCUCGCAUCGUCCUGGAGGUCCAGGAGCAGGUGCGUCGGGAGGAGCAGGAGGAGGAGCACCGGCAGGAGGAAGAGGACCGCUCCCAGCAGGUUGUCUCCCAACCUGCCGCGAACCCCCUGGGAGGAGAAGGUGCCGAGGGGGAAGAGACUGCAGCUGGGGCAGAGGGGACGACCCAGGAUAAGGCACCAGCUUCCCGGCCCUUCGUGCUGCCCAUGGGAGUCAUAUCGAGGAAUGAAGACUAUCCCCGGACCUGCCGAAUUUGUUUUUAUGGAACGGGGCUUAUUGCUGGCCACGGCUUCACCAGCCCUGAGCGAACACCGGGUGUUUUUGUUCUCUUUGAUGAUGAUCGCUUUGGAUUCAUCUGGCUGGAGCUAAAGUCCUUCAGUCUCUACAGCCGGAUCAAGGUCUCCUUCCAGAACGCCGAAGCGCCUUCCCGUGAGGCUUUUGAUGAAAUGCUGAAGAACAUUCAGUCGCUGGCUACUUGAUGGGUGAUUUGUGAUGGACAGGGCUAGGGGUUGCAAAGGCUGCUGCACUCCCCAGCCAGGGCUGCGAUGGGGAUUCCUCGCUCUCGGUACCUCUGAAAAAAAGCAUGCACUUUUAAUAAAGCCUUUUUACCCC